Besnoitia besnoiti is the source of this 2463-nucleotide messenger RNA. RefSeq lists its product as uncharacterized. The coding region runs from base 1 to 2463 and encodes 820 amino acids. The transcript is spliced from 8 exons. The record is from RefSeq and is a predicted model, not a curated record. NCBI's taxonomy places the organism in Eukaryota, Apicomplexa, Conoidasida, Eucoccidiorida, Sarcocystidae.
AUGCUCGGGGCAGAGGUCAAGGAAGCCUCCAGCGCCUGGGGGCGUGCUCGCGAUGAGCGCGUCCCGACGGGCACGGCAUACAACGAUGCACGCAACUGCGCGGUCAGAGGCCCUGCUGUUGCCCGCUACAGCGCACCCCAUACCCCCCCUUCCUCGAUGCCAAGAUCCCGCGGCGUCUCGCGGACUUCUGGAGAGGCUGACGACAGCGACUCCCGGUCUACCUUUGGGGAGAAAGAGGCGCCUAGACUUCCGGCUGGACGCGCCUCCGCGGCGGCGUCUCACCGCCUCUCGUUUGUGGAAGACCGCGAACGAAGAUACUCGCGCAAGGCUUCGAGCGAAGGGAUGCAGGCUGCAAAUUACAGCUCAGAGCGGCAUGCGGACGCGCCGCAUAUCACUGACCUCCACCCACGUUCUGCGAGCCACCUCCCAAAAAGGGGAAACGUCGGCGGCACAAUGGAGACAGCUCCGGCUUUCCCUGCGCCUGGCGAGGCGUCCACAGCGCCGUCCCAGGGGGCUGACAGAAACGGCGCCGCGAGGCGCCUCCAAAUGCAGCGCGGGCGCGACCCUUUGGCGUUGAUAUCGGGGAGCGCCGGCGGCCCUUCUCGCGCCGGACGAGAGGGCGUCGGCGGCAUUUCGGGGAGAACAGAGUCUUUGGAGGACUCGGAAUUCUGGGGCGUGGGGGGCGCGAGCUUGCCUGCCGCCCUCCAGCAGGUCGCCGGAACCGACAGCCCGCGGACAUCGUCGAGCUGCGAAGCGUCAAAAGGCGGCCUGGCGUGGCGAGCUUCAAGCGAGAAGGCGCCCCGGUGGGCGCCAGUCGUGGGUGUGUGUCUGUUUGGGCUGACCUGCGUGGCUGGGGCGACCUACGGCAGCCUGUCAUGCUACUUGGCGUCUUACUUGCGGCAAAUCGGUCUGCAGGAUGUGGGGUUCCAAGAGAUUCUGGUUCUUCUCUCUGUUCAGGGGGCGCUUCAAGCGCUGGCAGCUCCGCUCUCACUCAAGCUGAUCUCCUUCCUCUCUCUGCCUCUCUCUGCUCUCCUCUCUGGGUGGCUGCUCUCCGGCUCCCUCCUGCUUUCCGCUUUCCUGCUGACACCAAGCACCCUCGUGGGCCACCCCCUCCUGUUCUGUUGCACAUACGCCGUUGGAGGCGGCAUCGGCGCCGGACUUAUGCAUGGAUUGCCGCUCAGAGGCCAACUCUCGCCUGUGUUAGGCGUCGGAGGACGCAGGAUGGGAAGCUGCGCAGCCGGUCUCUUCUUCGUCCUCCGCUGCGUGUCAACUGCCGUCCUGCCUCUCCUGCAUUCAAUCUUUCUCAAUCCCGACGACUUGAGCCCCGCGACCCUGUCAGCGGUGCACCCUCUGGAGACCCCGGCGGGCUAUGCGAGGCCAAACUCGCAAUCGGAGAGGCCCGCUUCCCAAACCAUACUAGGCGAGAGAUCCUGGCGACUCGGGGAGCGAUUUUACCUCCAAGAAGAGAUUCUGGCGCGGGUUCCCCUCAUGCUUAUGGGCACAGGUCUAGCCUUCGCCCUUCUGCAACUCCUGACGUCCGUUCUCAUGAGAGAGAGCAAACACGAUUGGGAAACCUCAUGUCUCCGUGGAGAGUUCAUAGGGUGCGAGGUUGUCGUGGAAGAGCAGUCCUCUCUGGUUACUGCCGGGGCGAUGUGGACCUUCUACGGAGGGACCAGCGCGGAGGCAGGAAGUCCGCGCGCUCCUGCUGGAUCUUUCCACAAGUCGCAUGCGCAAGCAAUAAGGCAAGGCAGCUCAGUUCCUACGGGAAACCCGCUGGACGCGGGGCGAUUUCUCGACCGGUCCUCGCGACUGCCAGGUCGCAUCGACCAGGCUGUCCUCAAGUACACCCUGAUUGCGGCGAUAACUGCCCUACACGGAAUGGCUUCCUGGCGGUUCGUGGGGCAGGAAGACUUUCAAAUAUCUGACCACGAUGUCUCAUACAUAAAUGCAGGCUCAAUAGGACUCCUUCUCUGCUUCUCCUUCUACCUCGCUCCAUUUUUCGCUUUAGAGGACGCGUGCCCUUCUGCGCCUCAGUCGGUGCACAUAGGGGCCGGCAGGACUCUGGCCGCUGGCGGAGGGGUUGGGUCACUCUCCGGGGACGGGUUGAAUUUUUGGCAGUUUAUCAACGGGCACAAUCGCUUCGCGGCGAACGCAUUGUUUCUGGGCUGGCUCUCCGGUGUGCGGAUCCUGGAUGCUUGCACGACAUGGCUGCUAUUCCCUUUUGCGCAAAACGUGCUCGGACUGCCUCCAUCACAGCUUUUGAUAAUGCUUUGCACCUCCAAGGCAGCAGGCGCAGGAGUUCUCGCCUGGCUGGCUUCUUCGUCAGGCUUCUACGCACACAGCGGCAUCGGCGGUCUUUGCCUUGUGGCAGGUGGCUCGCUGGUCCUCGCCGGGUUGGUAGCAGCUGCCUUGCAUGUCUCUCAUCCGAAUGCUCCGAAGACCGGCAGGACUUCUACCCCCUGA